UCAUGCGUGUAACAUUUGUGCAUUAGAAGAAGCGGAUGAAUGAAUGAAUGAAGAAACGAGCAAUAGACGCGUAAGAAGAGAUAAAACGCAAAAAGUGAAUAUACAAACUACCGAAAAAGCAUAGAAAAUACUACGGAAUUGAGGUUACAAAGAGAAGAAAACAAUAAAAUUUAAAAUCAUUAAAAACAAAAUACCUACUACAGACACCAAAGCAUGGCAGAUAAUCUCAAUGCAACGGGCGACUCCGAAACUAGUGAAAUAUCCGCACCUAAUCCAGACUCUCAAGGUGAAACAACACAUUCGGAUAAUAGUGCUUCGCUUAACCGAAGUGGUCCCAAAUUACGUCCUGAAGAUAUUUCGCCACAUGAAACUCAAGGUGUUCGAUAUGGAAAAUGCAAAUGGUUCAAUGUGGCUAAAGGAUGGGGAUUUCUUACUCCGAAUGAUGGAGGUCACGAAGUUUUUGUACAUCAGAGCAUUAUACAAAUGUCGGGAUUUCGAUCACUGGGUGAACAAGAGGAUGUGGAAUUUGAAUGUCGCUUAACAGAGAGAGGUUUAGAAGCAUUUCGCGUUUCAGGAAAACAAGGCAUUGAUUGUCAUGGAAGCACUUUUCGCCCUCGUUCUAAGAAACGUCAUCGUCGGGUACGUUGUUAUAACUGUGGAGAGUUUGCCAAUCACAUUGCCUCCAAAUGUCAUUUAGGACCUCAACCCAAAAGGUGUCAUCUAUGCAAGCAGGAUGAUCAUUUGUUUGCCAAUUGUCCAAACAAAAAGAAUCCAAGUUCAGAUAGUAAAUCUGAAGAUGUUCCCUUUGAUGAAACUGCAGUCGAAGAAUCCCAAGAACCACCAAACGAAAAUAGUUAACAUAAAGCCCUAACAUAAAUGGGACUUUGAAUGGAUGAUCACUAAUAAAAGUACAAAUUUCGGUCCUUGCCGUCCGAUAGCAUGUACCAGAGGCUA
Molecule: messenger RNA, 954 nt
Organism: Stomoxys calcitrans (stable fly)
Lineage: Eukaryota; Metazoa; Arthropoda; Insecta; Diptera; Muscidae
Gene: lin-28
Product: protein lin-28 homolog
Exons: 5
Coding region: 214-858 (214 amino acids)
Molecular function (GO): zinc ion binding; nucleic acid binding
Source: RefSeq, a predicted model, not a curated record